Messenger RNA from Entamoeba nuttalli P19, 2049 nucleotides. RefSeq lists its product as hypothetical. The transcript has a single exon. The coding region runs from base 1 to 2049 and encodes 682 amino acids. The record is from RefSeq and is a predicted model, not a curated record. Lineage: Eukaryota; Evosea; Mastigamoebida; Endamoebidae.
AUGAAAGGCUUAUUACUGUUACUCUGCUUAACAGUUUCAUUAGCAUAUGAAGAUGAUGUUUUUGUCGAUAGUGUCGAUUUUGAUGAUGUGUUCGAUGAAGACUUCGAAUAUGACGAAGACUAUGAUGAAGACUUAGAAGAUAUUGAUGAACUAGAAGAUGAUUAUGGAGAUGAUGAAGAGGCAAGAAGGGUAAGAGCUUCAUCAAGAAAGUCUUCACGUAGCUCAUCAAGAAGGUCUUCACGUAGUUCAUCUCGUAGUUCAUCAAGAAGUUCUUCUAGACGUACUAGAGUUGGUGUUUCUAGAACAAUUAAAAAGGAUAGUAGACGUACUAAAGCACAAAAAAGAUUUAAUAAAGAAACAAGAAAAGCUUACAAAGAGAAAAGAAAGGUAUUAAAACAACAAAGAAAAGCUCAAAAAGAAAAGAGAAAAUUAGAAAAAGAGAAUAGAAAAGCAAUAAAAGAACAAAAGAAAGCUAGUCGCCUUGCUAAAAAAGAAGAACGUAAAAUAAGGAAAGAAGAGAGAAAAAUUAAAAAAGAAAAUAGAAAAGCAAUAAAAGAAGCUAAAAAAUCACGAAAAGUAGCUAAAAAAGAAGAAAGAAAAACAGAAAAAGAAAAGAGAAAGUUAGAAAAAGAAAAGCGAAAGAAUAGUAUUGAUAAAACUAAAUUAAAAGCUCAAAAGAAAAAGGCUGAAAGAAAACUUAUUUCUGAACUUAAAAAGUUAUCUAAAGUUACCAAAAACGCCCCAAAGAAAGUUCUUAAAGAGUUAGCUAAAAUUAAAGAUAAAAAAUUCAUUAAGAAAAAUAAAAAGCUUAUCCGAAGUAUUAUCUUUAAAUCUGGUGCUAAGAUGGCAAUUAAGAUGGCAGCCCUUGCUAAGAAAGGAAAGGAUAUAUCAAAAGUUUGGAAAAAGAAAUGGGCAUCAUUUAUGGAUAAGAAAUUGCUAAAAUACCUUUCUAAAAUUAAACUUCCUAAAAAGAGAAGAGAAUUUUAUAAACUUAUGAAAAGAAGAUAUUGGAAAGAAUGUUGCAAUUGUUCAUGUUGUAAACACACAAACCCUCCUCAUACUCACUAUUACAGUCAUUGUAAGAAAUGUCAACAUGGACACAUAAAGCCUGGGUUAACCACUAGUCCUUCUUCUGGUUCUUCAUCAACUUCAUUCAUUGAAACUUCUUUAAGCACAAGCAUUACUGGAGUAGGAGGUAGUGGAAGUGCUGGUACUAGUGGCUCUGUUGGUACUAGUAGUUCUAGUGUUAAUGUCAAUCCUGUCUUCAAUAAUAAUAUUGGUGGCUAUAAUGUUCCAUAUACACAAGUUACUCCUACUAUCCCAGUCACUCCUGUUGUUAAUCCAACGACCCCAUCUAGUCCAGUUAUACAAAUUACACCAGUAACUCCAGUCACACCUUCUGAACCAGUCACUCCUACUGUUAAUCCAGUCACACCUUCUGAACCUGUUACUCCUACUGUUAACCCAGUCACACCAGUUACUCCUUCUUAUUAUCCACAACAACAGCAACAACAACAACAAACUUUUUCACCACAAAUUAUUCAAACCGCUCCAGCCACACAAGCACCAAUUAUCAUCCAAGGUUCUUCUGGUAGUGCUGCAGCAAGUUCUGCUUCUAGUGCAGCAUCAAGUGUAAGUAGCAUACCAUCAAUCACUAUGCCAUCCAUUAAUAUUAACAACGUUAACAAUAACAGAAAUGGUGGAUCAGAUUUAGGAGCAGACUCAGAUUCAGAUUCAUCAAAACCAUCUUCUUCUACAGUAGUAGAUCAAUCUGGACAACCUGUUGUUACACCAACAGAAGACUAUGCUUCUCCAAAAACUGGAGUUUCAGAGACAGCUAUUGCUGAAGCUAAUGUAGUUGCAAAAGCAGCUGCUGAAGGACAAUCUAUUGAAGAUAUUACUGAAGCUCAAAACCAAGCCAAUAUUGAGUCCAAUUUUGGAAUUCAUGCACAAGCCACAGCUACUUCUUCUGGAUUUGCUGAAGUACAAACUGAAAAUAAUAAUGAAGAAGAAAAUACAAGUGAAACCAUUACAGAAACCAAUAAUUAA